AUGUCCCCCACGAUCCUCACAGGCGACAACUAUGGUGUUCAGGUAGCCAACAAUUAUGGUGUCACCGAAGCUCAUUUCCAUGCGGAACGAGACGAUCAAAGGGAAUGCUUUCGGUCCUUGCGCCAGACCGAUCCCCGCAGCGACAAGAAACGCAUCGAGGAAACGAGAGGCGGCCUAUACUCAGCCUCUUGUGCCUGGAUUCUGGAGCAAUCAGAUUUUGUUCGCUGGCGCCAUGAUGCCGAGAGACGCAUGCUAUGGAUUAAGGGCGAUCCCGGCAAGGGCAAGACCAAGCUCCUAUGUUCCGUCAUCGACGAGCAGGAAAAGGAUGCUGAGAAGGGGCAGCGGCCGUGUAACUUCUUCUGCCAAGCGACGGAUGCGCGGCUCAGCACUGCCACGAGUGUGUUGCGCGGUCUGUUGUAUCUGCUUGCCGAGCAAGACCCAUCGCUCCUUGACAAGUACAUUCUGGAGAGAUACAAACGAGCAGGAAGUAUAUUAUUCACGGAGAAGAACGCCUGGACGACGCUGUCUACCCUCUUUACCGAAAUGAUGAGCGAUUCAAGGUUGGACGGCAAGGUAUUCAUCAUUGACGGGCUUGACGAGUGUGAGGUUGAUCGAGCAACGCUGCUGAGAUUCAUCGUCAACGCUGCCAGGUGGACUCGCACCAAGUGGCUCAUAUCCAGCCGGAACCGCAGUAAUAUCGAGAGUGAGUUAGGGAAGAUUGGCCCAGAAGUAGGGCUUAGCCUAGAGCUCACCGAAAAUGCCGAGCGGAUAGCUGAUGCUAACAAUGAGGCACUCCUCAUACUUAUCCGAGAUACUGUCCGGCGAAGGGCCCAAGGCGCUUUCCUAAGAGCAGCUCUCGUUAUUGAAGAGCUUCAAGAUGCCCAACCAUGGGAUGUGGAGGAGAUACUGGACAACAGGCCAAAGAAGCUCUAUGACCGCAUGUUUGAGCAGAUUCAAGGUUUGCCAAAGGGCAAUCCAGAGAACUGCCGAAAGGUUCUAGCGAGCCUUCUUGUAGCCUAUCAGCCUCUUCAGCUGGCAGAGCUGCGAGUCUUCUCUAGCCUCCCUCCAAAGGUCCUUGCCGAAGACUAUAUUCGAAGACUGGUGGGACAAUGCGCAUCGUCCCUCACGAUCCGCGACCAUAUUAUUUACUUUGUUCACCAGUCAGCCAAAGAGUUCUUGCUCGGCAAAAAACCCUACAUGAAGGACCGCCAUCACAGCACCAGUUUCUCUUCUCGAGUUCAGUGGACAUACUCUGCAAGGCGCUUCGACGCGACAUCUACGGCCUCAGACACCCAGGUAUAUCUGUUGAAGCCGUCUAUCCUCCCCAGCCUGACCCAUUGGCUCAUGCGCGGUAUUCCUGCGAGUUCAGGGGGGACCACUUAG
Messenger RNA from Fusarium tjaetaba, 1383 nucleotides. Its product is annotated as vegetative incompatibility het-E-1. The record is from RefSeq and is a predicted model, not a curated record. The coding region runs from base 1 to 1383 and encodes 460 amino acids. The transcript has 3 exons. Lineage: Eukaryota; Fungi; Ascomycota; Sordariomycetes; Hypocreales; Nectriaceae.